UUCUGUAAACUGAUGAUUCUCUUCCUCGACGGUCCCUUGGAUAUUGACAACCAGAGAGUCGACUGUAUAACAAAAUUGUUUUUUUUUUUUUUUUGAGACCUGUAACGAGUUGUUAAGAUUGUCUUAGAAGUUAGUACAUAGACUCUCCACAAGUCUCCACCACCAAAUUGCUCUUAAAAUUGUUAAAUUUUUUCCAGUACUAAACCUAUCAGUUUUAGAAAGUUUCUUGUUAAUGUUAAGAGCUAUUUGGUUGUGGAGACUUGUGGAGAAUUAAUGUACUAAAAACCGUUCAUUGGUUCAUGGCCUAUCUACAAUCACUUAACUUAGAAAAUCUAAGUAUACGUAAAUUUGAAAGUUUAGUACUUGACUACGUACAUUACUUAGGUUAUCCACAAUGAACACAGAAAGUCUACGUUUGUUUAUUCUGUUGCUAUGCGUUGUUAUGCGUUGCUAUGCUUUAGUUUGUUUAUCAAUUAUCAAUAUUCAAACUUCAAAAUGGACUCGGAAUUAGAAACCGUUUUAGUGCUCCUUUCCGCCGCUGUCGCUGCCGCUGUGGCCGCUGGCCAGAUUUUCCGACCGUCGCGAACGAGGCGCUGGUGGGUUCGACCUGCGAAUCAGUCACGGGGAGAAGCUGGUCUAUUUGAUCAGCAGUACCAGAUUCUCCGCCAGCGGGACCCGGAGUAUUUUGAAAAAACAAUCCGGAUGGAGUUAAACACUUUCGACCUGCUGCUGGCCAAAGUUGAGGACAAGUUGAAGAAGUAUUCCCAGCGGAAGUCAAUCGAACCGGCAUGUCGCUUGUUUCUCACCCUGCACUACUUGGCACACGGGGAUUCAAUCUACACGCUAUCAAGAACUUAUCGGCUUGGAGAAUCCACUGUCCACCGAAUAGUGCGUGAGGUGACUAAGGUGUUGUGGUCGGAACUUUCAGCCGAGUUUAUGCCCAUCCCAGGAGAACAAGAGUGGCGGCUUUUCAGUGAACAAUUUUUCGAGAGGUGGAACCUUCCAAACUGUUGUGCAGCUGUAGAUGGCAAGCACGUGGCCAUCCAGUGUCCCAGAAAUGCCGGCUCGCAGUAUUUUAAUUACAAAAAGUUUCAUUCAAUCAAUCUCAUGGCGAUGUGUGAUGCCGACUACAAUUUUGUGGCGGUGGAUGUAGGAGCGUACGGCGGCAACAGUGAUGGCAGCGUAUUUGCCAAUUCGGCUUUUGGUCUUAAAUUGCUGACAAACCAGCUGAAUCUCCCUGCUGACAAGCCGCUUCCAAAUUCUGCUACUGUAGUGCCGCACUUCAUCGUUGGAGACGCCGCCUUCCCCCUUAAGGAUAAUCUAAUGAGACCCUAUCCUGGAAAGAACCUUCCGCCGGCCAAAGAUCGCUUUAAUUACCGUUUGUCCCGAGCGCGGCGGGUCAUCGAAAAUGCCUUCGGGAUUCUCGUCGCUCGCUGGAGGAUACUUUUAAACGUUUUAUUUAUGGAACCGGAUUCUGCGGAAUAUGUUGUGCUAGCGUGCGUAAUUCUUCACAACUUUAUGAAAAAACACAGUCCAGCCUACUGUCCACCGAACUUUGUUGACCGUGAAGGCGCGUCGGGAUUCAUUCCUGGCGCUUGGAGAGAAAGCACAUUGCCCUUGCCAAGCAUUAACGCGGCUCAAAUUUGCAACGGAAAUAAUUCCCGUCAGUCUGCUUACCGUAUACGCGACAUACUUGCUGAAUACUUACUGCAAAACCCAUUGUAAUUUCUUGUUCGGUAAUAUUUUAAUUAUUAAAUAAAUGUUUGAAGUUAUCAAUUCAGUCUGUGUAUUCAAUCUUUACAAAUCACAAAAAAGUACAACUCAAUGAGUGGUAACGUAAUCACACGACGAACCCCUAGGAGAGUUCGUCCAGCAACGUAUUCACCUUCGCUAAAAACUCCACCUCCAGUCCACGUGCGAUUUCAAGUGGUAACAGAUUCAUUCUGUCUGCCAAAAGGGAACCGAAAGAAGCGUGACGAUUCGAAUGGCGAUUUCCUAUGUUGUCCAACUGGUUCUCAACUUUGCUCAUUAUUGAACCCAGCUGGCCAUUCAGGGCCGCUUGCUCUGCAGCCUUCCUCUUCCUUUUUGGCACGUGCACAUCGUGGGACAAAGAUUGAGCUGGCUCAGUGGCUAGCUCAGGUGCAUCUUGAGUAUCCUGUGUAUAUUCCUGGAGGUCUAGGUAUUCUUCUCCUUCGUCUUCUUCUCCAAGAACGACCUCGACCGACUCCUCGACCAAUUCCUCGACCGCCUCCUCUUCCGCAACAUCGGGCUCCUCAAAAUUGCCUCUCGUCCUGAAAACCAGAAAAUAUAUUGUUAUAUCCUUUAAAAUUAUCUGUUAAAAGUUUUUGAUACGUCUAUCCAGCAUUUCUAGUUUAUGUUAAAAUAUUUUUGUUCAAUAAUUGUGUACAUUUUACACGUUUCUUCACAAACUAAUUUCACGUGUAAGAAAAUUUGCAAUUUGAUUUAAAAAUCAGUAGAACCGUUCAAGAGUGUACAAUGUAAACAACGCAAGAAGCUGCGUUAAAUCUAACCUACAUUUUUUUACGUCUGAACUGAUCUCCUUUUCGAUUUAUUCUAAGUAGCAUUUUUGAAGCAUUUUCAUCGCGUUUAGGAGAAAAUUAGGGAGAUUUUAAACAACAGAAAAAAGUAAACAUCUCUACUACAUGUUUUAUGGUUGAAACUGGUCGUGAAUCGUCAAGAUUAGCGAUUCUUCGGAGGUUGGAAAAUCGAGGGUUGAGUUCACCAAAAAAACGUUUUUCUUACUUCCUCAGUUUGACGUGCUCGUCCAGGAAUUGCAACUCAUUGAAAUAUUCCCACUGCGGCUGCGUCGAGGCACCGGCGCCGGAUCUGGAAGCGAUAACCUGUCCGCGGUAGCAGCGCACGUACUUCUCCCGGAUCGCCGUCCACUUUUUCUGUACGAGGCACACUGUUGAUAAAAUAGAAAAAAAAAUGAGGCAAAUCGAUAUCAUUUUAAAAAUUUACUUACCAUCUUUUCCCAGCUGGUUGGCCACUUCCACCCACAUAUUGGCUUUGGACAAUUGUUUCCUAAAGCCCUGAAGGUGUUUGCCGUAAAGCAAAGGAUACUGCCUCACCAAAUUAAUCAAUUUGUCCACAUCAUUCCUGGACCAGUUCGCCAUUUUCACGCACAACACUUGACAGCUUUGUUUUUUUUAUAACAAGGCAUGCUGUGAUCGGUGCUACUUUACGUAGACUUUCAAAUAUUUUGAAAUUUAGUACAUCCGCUGUGUUUUUAGUACAAGACCGGUGUAUCCAAACUUAGCCAUUGUAGAAACUCAGAUUCAUUUCCAUUGAUUCAAAUUCCUAAGCUAAGUGAAAUUUUCUAAGUUAAGUGAUUGUAGAUAGGCCAUCAAUGGUUUGUCAAGGCCCAAAUCUGACCGUUUUGGACGGUCGAUAUGUGUUCGCACAAACAGGAUCACACACACACACACACAAAACGAUCGCCUGAAUGGUACGUCAUAACCAGCAGAAGCUAGGCUAGGCCGGCAGCCAGUUGAGCUCAUGCAUCAUCAACAGUGCACCGUAGUUAUUAAAUAGAUGAUGUACCGCCCCCCCCCCCCCUACACUAAC
Culex quinquefasciatus (southern house mosquito) is the source of this 3588-nucleotide messenger RNA. RefSeq names its product protein ALP1-like. NCBI's taxonomy places the organism in Eukaryota, Metazoa, Arthropoda, Insecta, Diptera, Culicidae. The transcript is spliced from 2 exons. The record is from RefSeq and is a predicted model, not a curated record. Bases 433 to 1725 code for a protein of 430 amino acids.